GGGCCGGGCCUUCUUAAGGGAGCUGGCGCUCCAUUUGCAGCACUGCAGGAAACUUCUGUGGGUCACUUUGGUGCUGCCUGUCUCCUGUCCCCGCCGCUGCUUCUGCUGCCAUCAUGUCCUCUCUGAAGUCUCGGGUCCGGCCCGCCACGGUGCUGGGCGCCAUGGAGAUGGGGAACCGCAUGGACGCGUCCUCCGGCGCCGCCUCGGUUCGCGUCUUCCUGGAGCGCGGCCACACCGAGAUAGACACGGCCUUCAUCUACAGCGAUGGCAACUCCGAGACCAUCCUGGGCGGCCUGGGGCUCGGGCUGGGCGCCCCAGACUCCAAAGUGAAAAUUGCCACCAAGGCCAACCCAAUAGGGGAGAACUCACUGAAGCCUGACAGUUUACGGUCUCAGCUGGAGACAUCACUGAAGCGGCUGAAAUGUCCCCGAGUGGACCUCUUCUAUCUGCACCUGCCUGACCAUGAGACCCCCAUAGAGGAGACACUGCGGGCCUGCCACCAGCUGCACCAGGAGGGCAAGUUUGUGGAGCUUGGCCUCUCCAACUAUUCUUCCUGGGAGGUAGCUGAGAUCUGUACCUUGUGCAAGCAGAAGGGCUGGAUCCUGCCCACCGUGUACCAGGGCAUGUACAAUGCCACCACCAGGCUGGUGGAAAAAGAGCUCUUCCCGUGCCUGAGGCACUUUGGAUUGAGGUUCUAUGCCUUCAACCCUUUGGCUGGUGGCCUGCUGACUGGCAGGUACAAGUUCGAGGAUAAGGAUGAGAAACAGCCUGUGGGCCGCUUCUUUGGGACUAAAGGAUCUGAGAUCUCUAAGAAUCGCUACUGGAAGGAGCACCAGUUUAAGGCCAUCGCCCUGGUGCAGAAGGCCCUGCAGGCCGCCUAUGGCGCCAGCGCCCCCAGCAUGACCUCGGCCACCCUGCGUUGGAUGUACCACCACUCCCAGCUGCAGGGCACCCACGGGGACGCAGUCAUCCUGGGCAUGUCCAGCGUGGAGCAGCUGCAGCAGAACCUGGCCGCUGUGGAGGAAGGGCCCCUGGAGCCGGCUGUGGUGGAGGCCUUUGAUCAAGGCUGGCACCUGGUUGCCCACGACUGUCCCAACUACUUCCGCUAGGCCCCAUGUGACUGAAGGUGCUGGGGGCGUCUCUGUCACCCUCUGAUGCUCUGGCCCUGGCCAUUUUGCGUGAAGCUGCCUUAGCAUGGCCUUUUCUGAUUGCCUUAAUCAGGCAGUGUACUAGAACCCUGCACUGCCCCUGGCUGUGCUGGCAGCAUGGAGAGGCCGGGCCUGAGUCCUACAGGAGCAGUUCUGUCUCAAUAAAGCAGUCCUGGGCCCAGCCGCCAUUCUGGCCUGGUGACACACCAGCUCUUUUGUCUGGCUGCUGUCCCUGCUAUUGUCACCCUGCCUGGGGAGUCUCUGCGAAAGGGUGGAGCCGUGAGCUGGAGUCUCCAGAGGGCAGAGGGUAUUGCAAAGGUCUCCUGGAUUCUUCUCCUGAGCCCAGACUGACCUCUCUGUCUCCUACAGGUGAGGAGAACAGUGGGCCAGGCACCGUGCAGUAGCUUUUCUGUCAUUCAGGAGUGCAGCAACAAAUACUCCAGAAUGGGGCAAUUUGGGCAAAAAUUACAAUUAAAGACACCACUAAGAUGAAAAAUGACA
Messenger RNA from Cavia porcellus (domestic guinea pig), 1649 nucleotides. RefSeq names its product aflatoxin B1 aldehyde reductase member 3. The coding region runs from base 114 to 1109 and encodes 331 amino acids. The record is from RefSeq and is a predicted model, not a curated record. The transcript has 7 exons. NCBI's taxonomy places the organism in Eukaryota, Metazoa, Chordata, Mammalia, Rodentia, Caviidae.